AUGAUUUUGUCUAUUGUUCAUCAAGACUCUAUUCCACUUUAUACAGCUAUAUUAAGUGUGAAAUACAAGAAGUCCGGAUAUCCUUUAGUAAAAAUAACAGUAGACCAAAAUUCAUUUGCUUUUUAUGCUUUAUUUGCUGAAAUGGAUGAAACAAUGAUAGUUUUGAAUCCAUCCACAGUUGGAGAAUCACCAAAUGCAGAAAUUAAAUUCAUAGAUCUCGAUGAACUAAAGCCAAUUCCUGAAAUUAGAUUAAAUCCAAAAUAUAAAUCUUCAAUGCUUGGAUUACCAGUCAUUCCAAAUUCAUACACAUUCUUUUCAUAUCACAACAGACUCAAAUAUAUCAAAAUGCCUUGUGAACAACCAGGAUUUAUUAGUUCUUCAACAGUUUUUGCAAAAAUACCAUCAAUUGAGUUAAACCAAUUGCAAUCUAUACCAACUGAACCACAAAUUUCCUCACGUAUUGUCAAAAUGAUACAAAAUAGAUUUACAAUUAAGAGCAAAACCGCAUUAGUCGUUGGUGGACCAGGCUGUGGAAAGACAACAUUCCUAAAAUACUUAAUCAAGAAUGUUAAGCAAGUUAAACAGCUUGAUUUAGUUUUAUUUUCAUCACAAUUAGAAUUUGAUUCAUCUGAGCAUAUUGACGACAUAUUUUCACUCGAGGAUGGUGUCAUUGUCAUUGACGAUAUCGAUAUAUUAAACGCUCAUCCCCGCGCAACGUCAAAUGUUGUAGAAAAAAUUCAAAAAUCUCAAAACAAGCCAAUCGUCAUUAUUGCUACAUCCAGAAGUUCUCCAUAUGCUUUACAAUCAGAAUUAGCAUCUGUUUUUGAGACAUCUGUCACUUUUGGUGCAUUAUCUUAUCAUGAGAGAUUAAAUUCACUCCAAAACGUUAAUCUCUCUGACAAACAGAAGGAGUUCAUUGCCAAAGAAACAGCAGGCUCAAGCAGAGGCGAAUUCAACACUGCUGUCCGAGUAAUUUCGAAUUCAGAUUUUUCAGAAGAAAAAUUCAUCAAUUUGAUGCGAACAAUAGCCACCAGCGAGAAGCCAAUGAUGCUCAGACAAUCAUCAUCAGAAGUCCCUUUAGUCUGCGGAUACAAAACAGAACAAAAAGAAAUAAAAUUAAUUUUAGAUGUCACUUUUAAUGGUGAUGAAAACAAGCAUCGGAUGCUUCAGUACAACGGUAUAUUGUUACAUGGUCCUUCAGGUAACGGAAAGUCCCUAAUUGUGAAGAAGAUGGCCGCUGAGUUCGAAGUUCCCUUUUUUGUUGUAGAAUUCGACAAAAUUUUCUCGAAAUACUUAGGAGACAGUGAAAAAGCCAUCAGAGAUGUUUUCUCUGCAGCCAGAUUCUUCGCACCAAGUGUUGUAGUGAUAGAAGACAUAGAUGCACUCGGCGGAAAGCGAUCAGAUGAAAGCGGAGUUGGCGGAAGAGUUUUGUCGGCUUUGUUGAAUGAAAUUGAUGGUGUUUCUGCUAAAUCUAAGGUCGUAGUCAUUGCUACAACUAACGCCUUGAAUUUGGUGGAUUCGGCUCUGACAAGACCUGGAAGAUUCGACAGAUUGAUCGAAAUUCCAAACCCAUCAGAAGAUGAUAGAAUUGAGAUGUUUACAACUCUCAAAAAUAAAACUCCUGUUAAAGAGGAUGUAGACAUUGUUUCUCUUGCUAAAUCAUGCAAUGGAAUGACAUGUAGUGAGAUACAGUCAUUCUUUAGGUUUGCAGCUCUUAAGGCACUGAGAGAAGGACAAUCUGAAGUUUCUACGCCUUAUUUCGAAGAAGGAAAGAAGAGAGUCGAAGAAAGAAGAGUUGCUUUGAAGAAUGUUAAGAAAUAUUUAUAA
Messenger RNA from Trichomonas vaginalis G3, 1827 nucleotides. Its product is annotated as ATP binding. The coding region runs from base 1 to 1827 and encodes 608 amino acids. Gene Ontology annotation, cellular component: cytoplasm. NCBI's taxonomy places the organism in Eukaryota, Parabasalia, Trichomonadida, Trichomonadidae. Gene Ontology annotation, molecular function: ATP binding; ATP hydrolysis activity. The record is from RefSeq and is a predicted model, not a curated record. The transcript has a single exon.